Molecule: messenger RNA, 5072 nt
Organism: Triplophysa rosa
Lineage: Eukaryota; Metazoa; Chordata; Actinopteri; Cypriniformes; Nemacheilidae
Gene: mier1b
Product: mesoderm induction early response 1b, transcriptional regulator
Exons: 13
Coding region: 2043-3698 (551 amino acids)
Biological process (GO): negative regulation of transcription by RNA polymerase II
Cellular component (GO): nucleoplasm
Molecular function (GO): histone deacetylase binding; transcription corepressor activity
Source: RefSeq, a predicted model, not a curated record
CCACAUUCCGCUGACCCUCAGCAGCGCUGUAAAUAUGGCGGAGCCCUCCUUGGGGAGUUCAAGCCCAGGUAUUUAUUCCAUCAUUCUAAGAUGAUGUUUAUUCUAUAGGGAUGUAUCCAAGAAUAAUAGCUGAUACUGAAAGAUGACAAUUAUUUUGUGUUUAUGGUGGCAGAUGAUAUUCAAAUACAGUUGUAUAGACCUUUUACUAAAUACCUUCAAAGUUGUUCAUGGACGUAUGUUUUUAUUAGACUGCACACAUCUCUGCUAUAAACAUGCUCUUCAGGAGAUAAUGCUCCUAAAAGAUUUCAUCAAUGACUACAAAAGUCAUCUAAAUCCAAUAAUAGAAGGAAAUGAGAGUCCACAAUUUAAAAUCCUUCAAAAAUAACUGCAAUAUCAAUUUAAAACCUGUUAACUGUCUCCGUUCCACAGAAGGAAUGCUAUGACAAACUAUAAAUCUUUGGAAAGGUCUAAGCCUCUAGAAUAAAAAUCUGACUAGCGUUUGACAAAAUAGAUUAUGUAGCUGCAGUAAUUGAUUCAUUAGUGCGCAUAAACAUUAUUAUAUGCUGCUAAAUGUCACUGUUCCACCAGUAGAACACUGAGGUUUAUUUCAAUAUUUUGCAACACAAUUCCAUCCUAAUCAUGAGAAACUAUACUGUAUGUCUUUGGAAAGGUCUAAGCCUCUAGAAUAAGAAUCUGACCAAUGUUUGACUAUAUAAAGUUGUAAAUAGUUUUAUAUUUCUAAUAUGUUUCAGUUUUCCUAUUUAUAUGUUCCUUUUAUUAAACAUUUGUGUUUCGUUCAUUGAGUUUGUGCAUGAGAAAAUAAAAAAGGAAAGAAACUUCUCAGUAUGUGUUGUGAUGUUUAGGAAGGUCCCCAAGUGGACAUUUGCGGUACAGCAGCUAAAAGUGUUACACAUCUCUUUUUGUUCAUAUCAAGCUCAAAUUCAGAACACAACUUAGUUACACAUGUGGCUUUGAAUUUCUAGCAUUUUUUUUGGCUGAAACAAAUAUUUAUAUAUAUAUAAUAUUUUCAUAGCCAUGAAAUUAAACAAAAAAACCCUUAAAAUAUUUAGUCAGCAAUAAUCUGCGUAAUGUCUUCUUUCAAACAAGACCCACCUUAGGUCUGUACUCCAAAGCAUUCAUGACUUAUAAUCAUUUUAGUUUGGAUAGUGCAUGUUCAUGUGUAUGCUCAAAAAGGGCAGUGACAGUUAAAGGAACAAUACGGGGUUUUUAGGAGGAUCUAUUGACAGAAAUGCAAUAUAAUAUACAAAACUAUGUCUUCAGAGGUGUAUAAAGACCUUGCAUAAUGAAGCGUUAUGUUUCUCAUACCUUAGAAUAAGAUGUUUAUAUCUACAUACAGAGCGGCCCUACUUUCAAUUCAAUUCAAUUUAAUUUAUAUAGAGCUUUUCACAAUGUGCAUUGUUCCAAAGCAGCUUUACAGGAGCAAAGUGAGCAAGCCAACACUGCUCUGCUGUGGCGAGGAACCCAAACUCCAAUGAUGAAUAAAUGGAGAAAAAAAAACCUCAGGAGAAACCAGACUCAGCCGGGAGGGCCAGAUCUCCUCUGACGUGUCAUAGCUGCACUCAGUGACCCCGACCAAAGCCACCGAGCAAACGUCCACGAAGAACAGGGAGAGCCCACGAGCUGCGACCCAGGAAGCCCCACCCACCGAAACCGUGCAGGUCCAACCCGGUCCCAUUCCGCGAUCAACAACAGACAACAGAGGGACAACCAGGGAAAAGUAGUAAUGGCAUAAUUAACUUUAUUCCUCUGUUGUCCGACAUCGACCACAAAACAAGACCAGACCAGACCCACACAGUCCCAACAAAUGAAACGCCCCAAACCAACAAGCCCCCCCACUCCCCACAAACACCCACCCAGCUACCUCCAAUCAAAGUCACUGAGUGCAGCCAUAACUUCAAACUGCUGUCGUGUGAUGUAAGUUUAGCAUUAAAUACCAAGUAUUGUAAAUGUAGCAUUAAUGUGACAAGUAGUCCGUCUUUGCUCUCGGUUGGGGAUGGAAUUGUCUGAGCUGGGCCGGUCAGAUGGUCGCCUUUUUCUUGGGUGGUGAUGGAAUUGCCUUGGAUGGAGCUGGGAUGGUCAGUCAGUCCGCAGGCCCUACAUACAUUGAAUUCGCCGCCAUGUUUUGUACAGCAGCCCUAAACGGACAAACAACUCUACAACGCGCGUUUCCUCUUCCUCUCCGCUGCGGAGUUGCGGUUGGUUCAGAUGUCGUUGACUUUGAGCCCUCAGCAGAGAUGUUGUUGCCAGAGUAUGAGGAUGAUCACACCCCUGAAGACGACGAGCUGCCUGAAGGAGACAAUGAGAUAGAAGAACUUGAAAAGGAGAGGGAAAUGCCCAUCCAGGAGCUCUUGAACCUCUAUGGCUAUGGAGGAAGCGGUUCACCGGGAGAAGAAGAAGAGGAGGAGGAGGAGGAGGAGGAGGAGGAAGACGAGGAGGAGGAGGAUGUGGAUGGAGAUGAGGAUGAUGAAGAUGAAGGAGAGGACAUGGAUAAUGAUGAGAGCAGCAGAAGCACUGGAGAACUAAAGAAAAGCAAGGAGGAUGGAGGGAAGAUCUUCAAGGGUCUGGUGGACGACAGCCACUCCAGUGACGGCCGAGCGGGUGCGGUUCCAGCGUGUAACACAGCUGAACUCAUACGAUCUCAGAACCGCAGCUACUUUCAGAAUCAUGAAGCGGACGAGGAAUCAGAAGAGGAUGAAGACUAUGUUCCCUCCGAAGACUGGAAGAAAGAGAUCAUGGUCGGCUCCAUGUAUCAGGCUGAAACACCGUCUGGACUGUGCAAAUACAUGGACAAUGAGAAAAUGUAUGAAAACGACGACCAGCUGCUGUGGAAUCCUGACGUCCUCCCCGAAAACACGGUGGUGGAGUUUCUCACAGAAGCUUGUCGACGGACGGGAGAGGAGACGGGAGUAGAUGCUAUUCCUGAAGGAUCCCACAUCAAAGACAACGAGCAGGCCUUAUAUGAGCUGGUCAAGUGUAACUUUGACACUGCAGAAGCUUUACGAAGAUUACGAUUUAACGUCAGAGCAGCCAGAGAUGGAUUGUCUGUAUGGACAGAGGAAGAAUGCAGGAGUUUUGAACAAGGUUUAAAAGCUUAUGGCAAAGACUUUAAUUUCAUCCAGGCCAACAAGGUCAGAACGCGGUCAGUCUGGGACUGUGUGGCCUUUUAUUACAUGUGGAAGAAGUCAGAACGGUAUGAUUUCUUCGCACAACAAACUCGGCUUGGAAAAAGGAAAUACAACCUUCACCCUGGAGUGACGGAUUACAUGGACAGACUGCUGGAUGAGACCGAAAGCACCGCCUCCAGUCGAGCAACCACGCCCUUACCCGCCCCCUCCGGCAGCAGCACCAGCCAAUCAGAGCGAGAGGACGUCAGCGGUCACAACGGACUCGGCAGUCAUGCGUCCAGCGCAGACUCCACACAGACACUAAGCGGUGUGAACGAGACGAAGAGUGAAUGUCUUCAUUUGAACGGAACGGACAGUCAUGAGGACAGUCAGACAGAUCAUCAGGACUCCAACGGCUGUAAACUCACGGACACUCUUAACACGGACACUAACGGCUCUUUGAAGCGCCAGUUGGACUGCCAGAGUCUCGACAGGCCCACAAAAAAGUGCCGGACAGAAUCAGACUCGCCGGUCCUGGUCGAGACGGACCCUUCCAGAGCGAAGGAAGACUGAACCAAAGUUCAGGCCAAAUACAGAAAGCGGGGCGCUGUGACACCCAUCCGCCCCUGAACCCAAAGCCAAGCUGCUCCAAAAACACCACCCUUCAACCGAUCCAUGCUCCUUUUUCACCAAACCAUUUUACAGAGAAAUGUAUAUUCUAACGGAAUUUGUCUGAUAUUUUUUUACCGACGAGAUAUUUAUAUUUUUAUUAAGACAUUUUGAGAACGGGUGAAUAUGCCGUUAUUAAAGCCAUUAUAUGUUGUUCAUGAGGAGGUUUGUUGGUGGGCGUGGCCUCGAGCUGAAUUGAAGUCCUGAAGUCCCGACAGCUGUAGUAAAAAUAAACAAGCCAAGAGAACCACUGCUAAGCGUUGCUGUAAAGUGCUUGCUGUAUGGUCCAGUCACUGGGUGAAUCUGUGGCUCACACCCUAAAUGAAAAUACGUGUAUUUUGCCUAAAGAAAAGGAAGACUGAUCUUAGCUUUAACAAUAAGAUUUUCUGUCUAUUUCCACGAAAUCUUCUUGAAGUGUCCUGUUGUUUAAUGUUUUCGAAUCGUUAUCAGACGCUGUCAUACAUGAAAACCAUCCUUUUCCCAACACCAUGCAAAAAAACGGUUCUACACACAGGCUUCCUUUAUUUUAUCCAAAACAUGGGUUUUAAUUUUAGGGUGAACUGUACAUGGCCCAGCUUCAUUCUUGUGGGUUUUACCUCAGUCACGACUUAUGAUGGUUAACUUGCACACACCUCAUGCUUUUGAUAAUCACUGUACGUGUACCUGACGGUUUUCCUUUGGAGUUUUUGUACGUUGACGACUGUGAGGAAACUUGUUUUUGUAGCAAACAAACACUAAUAUUGACUGAUCACUGACUGUGACUUUCUCAAUCCUCUAUCAAUGAAAUGGAACACAAGGCCAUGAUGGAAAUCAAUUCAAAAAAUGACCUCCGUUGUUAAAUGUCUUUCGCAUUUAUUUCAUGCCGUUUUCAUUUCUGUGACGUGUAAAAGCUUACGUAAUAAGUCUGUUGAUAUUAUUUUGACAUGAAAGAUCUUUGCUCCCAGAUAUGCCUUAAAUAUUCAGAAGCAUAACAUUUGAAGUAUUUUGCUACAGAAGUGAAUUCACAAUCCCAGCAGUCCUUUAACAACCAGUGCAAAUCAACCUCUCAGAGAUCAUAGUGCUAUUCCUGCACUGCGAUCUUCAUUUGGCUUAUUUAAUGUCAUUUCUGAUGUUUCCUGAGAGCUUUUUUGACUCGUGUAUGUGAUCUAUUAACUUCUUGAAUAUAGGAGAAGUCGCUGGCCCACCGCAGAUGAAGAGCAGUCCUGUAAUAGUGCGAGAGGAGUUUAUUUAAACCAUGACUGUAAGACUGGCGUUUAUCUAAUAAACAUUGUGAAUGUA